AGAGAGCGGCGAGGCUCCCGUGACGUCAUUGAACUCAACGCCCACUUUCUGCCAGUCGGGGCAACAUGGCGGCGUUAGGUGUCAUUGUGGACCGGUUGGUCUCUGUUUGGGUGAAGCCGGAGGUCCGCCGGAACGUCCCCUGGAUGUUUUUACUCAUCUCCCUCGUGGGCUCAGUCCUGAAGGAGCUGGAGCUCGUUCCUCAGACGUAUUUCAGCAGCAGCAAAAACGUUUUUAAUGUGUAUUUCGUCAAAGUGUCCUGGGGGUGGACGCUGCUGCUCCUGACCCCCUUCCUGCUCCUCUCCAACUCCCCCGUCAGCAGAAGCGUUUCCUUCCUGGCCCGGCGGCUGCUCUCGCUGGCGGUGGCGACGGCCGUGUGGUACGUCUGCACCGAGACCUUCUUCUACAUCGAGGACGCGACCGGCUCGUGUUUUGACACCGCCGCCUCCGUCCCGGUGAAGGACUUCACCUCCAAGGCCAGCUGCAGGCGGGCGGGCUUCCACUGGGACGGCUACGACAUUUCCGGACACUCUUUUAUCCUGGCGUACUCCACGCUCCUCAUCGUGGAGGAGACGGCCCCCAUGGCCCUGGUGAGGACAGCUCGUCUGUCUACACUCCCCAGGAUGGUCCUGGCUCUGCUGUAUGUGGCCUUGAACCUGAUCGUGGUCAUAUGGGUGUGGAUGUUCGCGUGCACCUCCGUUUACUUCCACGAUCUCUCACACAAGUUGCUAGGGACCGUCUGCGGGCUGCUGGGGUGGUUUCUGACUUACCGGGUUUGGUAUUUGACGCCGUGCUCGCCGGGUCUGCCCCCCCAGCUGCAGUCAAAGGAACAGAAGCAGCACGCCUGAGGCCGAAUCCGCACUGACCUCCACGGACGGCUGCAGUCCAAACAACAACACUAACCAUGACGCACGGGGGUCCAGCGCCAGCCGGGAUGCUUGAAGCUAUUUUAGGUUUCCUCUCCUCACUCGGAGCUGUUAUUGUUCACGAGGGACCAGCAGCUGUCUGCAUUCACCCCGCCGACUGUGUAACUCCAGAGAAAAGCCGCUCCGCCAAGACCAACCGCCUAAAAAAGCUAGGACAGUCCUCACUCACCUUUCAUAUAUUAAGAGUAAAUAAAAAACAAGAUCUGGAUAAAAGAACAAAAAAAAACCUAACAAUUAGAGUUUUUAUUGUUAGUCAUAGCUAAUAUAACACGCUAGCAUCAGUUUAGUCAGUUAUAUCAAGCUAGUAGCAUUAAAACGAUGUUUUAACCCUUUAAUACUUGAGGCGUUGCCGGUGACGUUUCAACUCAAAAUCUUUAACGUACUGUAACUUUUCAAUCGUUACAAUUGAAGGAGAGAAGCCGCAGAUGCUAGGAGCUUGCUGCUUUUGCGGUAUCCCGGACAAGACCCUGGUUUACCUAUCAGGUGCUCCGAUAACACGACAAUUCCAACACGAUAAUGAUUGUGUUAACGGUUUAAAAUUUACAGUAAAUGAAAGAAUAUAAACACUGGAGCUCCGGUGUUAAAGGGUUAACUUGAUUUGCCUUACUUGUCACAUUCUAGGGUUUUUCUUUUUACUAUUUUGGUCCAUUUCUGCAUAUUUAUUUACAGAAACUUCAAAAUCAUUUCACCGAUUCCUAAAAAAAACAGAACCUGUUAAAGAAAAGAUAAAUGAGAAUGUCUUUUUCUGUGCUUGCUGCCUUAUAAAGCUUAUUUUUUGAUAAAAAGCUGCAGGAGGGAACACUUAACUAACUAUAGAUCUAUGGUGGGGAUAUUUUUGAAGUAAAAAACUACCUUCAGAAGGAAACUUCAGCUAGAUGCGGAAGUGAAUUCUGGGUUUUGGAUUGUAGGGAGUAUAUAUUAUAUUUUUAGAGCCUAAUUUAUUUCAGUGGUUGAAUAAUUAAUGAAGUCCAGCAAGAUUUAUGAUUUCAGAGACUGCAGAACAAUGAACACCGUUGGGCUGAAAAAGAAACGAGUCUGCAGAUUUACGUCUUCCGUCGAUGUUUUAUUUUCUCUGCGGAAAAGUUUCUUCUUUUCCACUUUGGGAAAACCGAUUGUUCUGGAUUCUGGAGCUUUACUUGUUUUUAAUCAUCUAAAAUAAAACACAAACUGAUGAGUUAAGAGAAGAGUUCCGUGAAAUAAAUCCACUAAUAUUCUAGUUUUUAAGCUAAAUCCAAGUAAUCUGGAGUCACAAAAGUGUCACACCAGUUGUUUUGUUCACACUUUGUUCACAAGUCUUUGUGUGUUUGUGUUGCUGCUGCAGAACUAAUUGUGUGACACUUCAGUGCCAAACAGCAUCAUCUGUGUCUGCACCAGGAAGAGUUUCUAAUGUCAGAAAAUGACUUUUUGGUCCAAAUAUGUUUGUUUAAAAGUCUUUCGACAAAUACAAAACUCGACACAAGAAAGUGUGUGUAACCAACGGCUGUAUUUAUUAUAGAUGUGUUCAUUUUUGUUGUAACUUCCUGAAUGACUCUGAAUUUAGAAAAAUAAAAAGCGACUUGUGUAUUCUGUUUUUCUUUAUUGAUGGCAACUGAAAAAAUUAAGGCGUAUGAACAAACAUCAUAAAAAGCACCAUAAAUUAAUGCAUAUAUAGAGAGAGAUAGAAAUAUAAAAAAUAAAAGUAAAAAAUACUGUGAAUCAUAAUUGCCACAAAUCACAGCUAAUAUUUCUUGAACUGUCUGGGAUCCAGGGAGUGCAGAUCCAAGCGCUCAGGUGGCGUGCUGACAGCUGUGCUUGGAGGACAUUCACGUCCUGAUGGCCCCUCCCUCCGCGCUGCAAGACUAAAGGUCAUUCUGAGCUUUGAAAGAUCAUCCUGCACAACUGAAGGAUGAAGGAUGAAGAUCUGAACCCUCCAGAGGAGGAUCAGGGCUUCUGGGAGCUCAUCUGUUCAAAUGGGAAUUCUGAAUUUGACCAUUUUUAAAUUCAAAGUUGAGACUUGAAGAAGUCAGGAUUAUACUUGGAUUAUUAGAAUAUCAGAAUUCUGACCCAGAUUAGAUGUCCUGCUUGAUUUUUUAAAAAUAAUUUACCAAUUAGUUAAAAGUGAAAUAAAUUCAGGGUUUAGAAUAUCUGGAUUCUAAGAAAAAAAUGGAUUGUAAUUAAAAUAAAUUUCUAAGCAAAAAAAAAAUAUCACUGACUUAAAUCUCAGAACAAAAAGCAUCGUAUUGGUUUAUUUAAAAAAGAUAUAUUUUAGCAAUCCAGCACAAAAAAUGAAAGUCAGAUUUCUAACAUUGUGAUUCCUUUGAUAAUAUUAGCACAACAAACACGUUUUUGUUGUCCAAGUUAAAAAAAAAUAUAAUUCUUUGCGAUUUGUGGGUCCCUUUUUGUUGUUUUUUGUUUGUUUUUUUUCACAGUAAAACUUCCUGAUGUAAAGUAUAUUCUUAGAAAAAGUUGUAUUAAUUGGAAACGUUUUUACUGUUGACCUGAUCUUGACACUGGCUGAGACCUGCAAUCGUUGCAAAAAAGGAAACUGCAAAUAAAAAGAAAUGCUACAAAUAACAUGAAACUGCUGCGAAGAAAAUAAAUUCUGCUGCAAAAAAA
Molecule: messenger RNA, 3518 nt
Organism: Oryzias melastigma (Indian medaka)
Lineage: Eukaryota; Metazoa; Chordata; Actinopteri; Beloniformes; Adrianichthyidae
Gene: fitm2
Product: fat storage inducing transmembrane protein 2
Exons: 2
Coding region: 66-845 (259 amino acids)
Biological process (GO): lipid droplet organization; lipid storage; phospholipid biosynthetic process
Cellular component (GO): endoplasmic reticulum membrane
Source: RefSeq, a predicted model, not a curated record